Molecule: messenger RNA, 1571 nt
Organism: Ochotona curzoniae (black-lipped pika)
Lineage: Eukaryota; Metazoa; Chordata; Mammalia; Lagomorpha; Ochotonidae
Gene: LHX4
Product: LIM homeobox 4
Exons: 6
Coding region: 226-1398 (390 amino acids)
Biological process (GO): regulation of transcription by RNA polymerase II; neuron differentiation
Cellular component (GO): nucleus
Molecular function (GO): DNA-binding transcription factor activity, RNA polymerase II-specific; RNA polymerase II transcription regulatory region sequence-specific DNA binding
Source: RefSeq, a predicted model, not a curated record
CCGGAGAGAGAGAUCAAAGGGAUUUGAACCAGACUGAGCCCGGGCGGGGGGAGGGGCCGGCCAGCCUGUGGAGCCCUCCCGGGAAGAGGCCGGCGAGGGCCCGACUGCCACCGUGACUUCAGCGGCCUGCUCGGGCUUUUUAUUAUUUUUCCGAUUUCUGAAUCCAGCCGGAGAGAGAGAGCGUCAGAUCUCCGUGGACUGCGCCUGGCUAGCUCUGGCUCCGAGAUGAUGCAGAGCGCGGCUGUCCCCGCCGAGGCGGCCGUCAAGGGGCUCCCGGAGAUGCUCGGUGUGCCGAUGCAACAGAUCCCCCAGUGUGCUGGCUGCAACCAGCAUAUCUUGGACAAGUUCAUCCUCAAGGUCCUGGACAGACACUGGCACAGCUCCUGCCUCAAGUGCGCAGACUGCCAGAUGCAGCUGGCCGACAGGUGCUUCUCCAGGGCCGGGAGUGUCUACUGCAAGGAGGACUUCUUCAAGCGCUUCGGCACGAAAUGCACGGCGUGCCAGCAGGGCAUCCCCCCGACCCAGGUGGUCCGCAAGGCGCAGGACUUCGUGUACCACCUGCAUUGCUUCGCCUGCAUCAUCUGCAGCCGGCAGCUGGCCACGGGUGACGAGUUCUACCUCCUGGAGGAUGGGCGGCUGGUGUGCAAGGAAGACUACGAGACGGCCAAGCAGAACGACGACUCCGAGACUGGGGCUAAGCGGCCACGCACCACCAUCACGGCCAAGCAGCUGGAGACGCUCAAGAACGCCUACAAGAACUCCCCAAAGCCUGCCCGGCACGUGCGUGAGCAGCUGUCCUCCGAGACUGGCCUGGACAUGAGGGUCGUGCAGGUCUGGUUUCAGAACCGCCGUGCCAAGGAGAAGCGACUCAAGAAGGACGCGGGACGGCACCGCUGGGGGCAGUUCUACAAGAGCGUCAAAAGGAGCCGGGCAGGCAGCAAGCAAGAAAAGGAGAGCUCGGCGGAGGACUGUGGGGUUAGUGACAGUGAGCUGAGUUUCCGAGAGGAUCAAAUUCUCUCAGAACUUGGCCACACCAAUAGGAUUUAUGGCAACGUGGGGGACGUUACAGGCGGACAGUUAAUGACUGGGAACUUCUCCAUGGACGGGACGGGACAGUCCUAUCAGGACAUGGGGGACGGGAGCCCCUACGGGAUCCCCCAGUCUCCGUCCUCCAUAUCGUCCCUGCCCGCCCACGCUCCUUUGCUCCACGGGCUGGAUUACGCAGUGGACAGUAAUCUGGGCAUCCUGGCACACGCGGGGCAGGGCGUCAACCACGCGCUGAGAGCCAUGGCUGGGGGACCCACCUCUGAUAUCUCCACUGGAAGCAGUGUAGGCUACCCUGACUUUCCCACCAGCCCAGCCUCUUGGCUAGAUGAAAUGGACCAUCCUCCUUUCUAAUCUCUCCUCCCCAUCCUCCCUGGCUGGGGGGCUCGAGAGAGAAACGUCUUCAAGGAUCGAACGAGAAUGACUUGCCUUUUCGGGAUCAGACGUGCGCCAGUGGCAAGUUCCAUUAUUUUCAAUGGAAGCGCUCCGCCGAGUCCCAGAAGAGCCUGCUAGGGUCUUGCUUUCUC